AUGCGGAGUCGCCAUGUUUUACCUCAGGAUGACGGCGGGCAGGGCCGGAGCGGGGCUUUUCUCUGUCACAGAGGUGCUCCCGCCAUAGAGGGAGCGGAGCUGCGGGCUCGCAGUGGGCGCUGUCUCGCCAUAGUUGGGCGGGAAAGCCCACAGCCAAGGAAGUGUCCUGGGCUGCAGGUGAUACCUUCUCCCAUGGAUCCGGAACCAUUCCUUUUUGAAAAGCUGCUUCCAGCCUUAGUUGGAUCAUUGCAAGUGAACAAAAAGCUUCAGAGUGGACAAAGAAUCUCCACAGGACAACUGAAAGGUCCUGAGUCUUUUACUGAUGUUUUAGGAGCCUCGAUUCAGUCAGAUGAAAUCCUACAAUAUGACGAAGGAGCUCCAGACUAUGAACCAAAAUGUGGCUGGCCCCAUGGAGUCCAAAUGGAUCAGGAUGGUAACUUGAUUGUGGUGGACUCUUACUCAGGCCUGUACAAAGUCAGUCCAAGGACAGGAGAGAAAACCCUCCUGCUAUCAGGUGAAAAAGGUGUGGAUGGGCUGCCUUUCAAAUUCCUAAGUGGAUUAGAAAUAUCAAAGAAAAAAUGGAUUUAUUUUACAGAUUCAAGUAGCAAGUGGGAAAGACGACAUCACAAAUAUGAGGUAAUGGAAAUAAACCGUCUUGGUCGCCUCUUGGCCUAUGACCCUGUAACAAGAAGAGGAAGGACAGUGCUCAGUGGCUUGUACAUGGCAAAUGGGAUUGCCCUGUCUCCCCGUGAAGAUUACAUGUUAAUAGCAGAAACCAGCAUAUGCAGAAUCAUACAGUAUCUAAUACAGGGGAAAAAAGAAGUUGUGGACAACCUGCCUGGGUAUCCAGACAACAUCAGAUUAUCAAACAUCAUAGGCUUAUACAGAGUUGGAAUAUCUACUACUCACUUUCCUACUUUCUUUUCUCCUUUUCUGGAUGCCUCAGGACCAUAUCCAUUCCUGAAGAGAUUUAUUGCAAAGGUGACUCCUUUAUCAUUCUACAGCAUUUUUCUUCACAAACAUGGCUUAUUCUUAGAAAUUAACAACAAAGGAGACAGUGUGGCAAGCUUCCACAACCCUGACGGUAGCAUCACUUGGGCUGUCGGUGGCAUCUUUGAGCACAAUGGGAAGGUGGAUCUAGGCACUACAGAGCUGCCUUUUCUCAUGGUGCUACAGUAA
Molecule: messenger RNA, 1179 nt
Organism: Phaethon lepturus (White-tailed tropicbird)
Lineage: Eukaryota; Metazoa; Chordata; Aves; Phaethontiformes; Phaethontidae
Product: adipocyte plasma membrane-associated protein-like
Exons: 9
Coding region: 1-1179 (392 amino acids)
Biological process (GO): biosynthetic process
Molecular function (GO): strictosidine synthase activity
Source: RefSeq, a predicted model, not a curated record